AUGAAGUCUUUCGCUAUCCUGACAGCCUCCGCGCUGCUGGGCAGUGCCUCUGCGGAGGUACACAAGCUCAAGCUCAACAAGCUCCCUCUGGAGGAGACUCUGAACGUUCACAACAUCAACGACCAUGUCCAGGCUCUCGGUCAAAAGUAUAUGGGCUACCGUCCUGGUCACCACGAGGACACUUUCAAGGAUACCUCCUUCAAGCCCGCCUCUGGCCACGACGUCCUGGUGGACAACUUCCUGAACGCCCAAUACUUUUCCGAAAUUGAAAUCGGUACCCCUCCCCAGACCUUCAAGGUCGUUCUCGAUACAGGUAGCUCCAACUUGUGGGUCCCGUCCUCGGAGUGCAGCUCGAUUGCCUGCUUCCUUCAUAGCAAGUAUGACUCUUCUUCCUCGAGCACCUACAAGAAGAACGGCACCGAAUUUGCCAUCAAGUAUGGUUCUGGUAGCCUGAGCGGCUUCGUAUCGCAGGACACCCUGAAGAUUGGCGACCUCAGUGUCGAGAAGCAGGACUUCGCCGAGGCAACUGAAGAGCCUGGUCUCGCCUUUGCAUUUGGCCGUUUCGACGGUAUUCUGGGUCUCGGAUAUGACACCAUCUCUGUCAACAAGAUGGUUCCUCCCGUCUACAACAUGCUGAACCAAGGCCUCCUGGACGAGCCCGUCUUCGCUUUCUAUUUAGGCGACGCCAACAAGGAGGGCGAUAACUCCGAGGCUACCUUCGGCGGUGUCGACAAGGAUCACUACACUGGUGAGCUCGUCAAGAUUCCCCUCCGCCGCAAGGCUUACUGGGAGGUGGACUUGGACGCUAUUACCUUCGGUGACAGCACUGCCGAGUUGGACAACACCGGUGUCAUCCUGGAUACCGGUACCUCGCUUAUUGCUCUGCCUUCCACCCUUGCUGAGCUUCUGAACAAGGAGAUUGGUGCCAAGAAGUCUUUCACUGGCCAGUACACCGUCGAAUGCAGCGCUCGCGACAGCCUGCCUCAGCUCACCUUCACCCUUAGCGGACACAACUUCACCAUCGGUCCUUACGACUACAUCCUCGAGGUUCAGGGCUCCUGCAUUAGCAGCUUUAUGGGCAUGGAUUUCCCCGAGCCCAUGGGCCCUCUGGCCAUUCUGGGUGACUCUUUCCUGCGCCAGUGGUACAGCGUCUACGACCUCGGCAACAACGCCGUUGGUCUGGCUAAGUCUAAGUAA
Penicillium waksmanii is the source of this 1197-nucleotide messenger RNA. RefSeq lists its product as uncharacterized. Gene Ontology annotation, cellular component: fungal-type vacuole. Lineage: Eukaryota; Fungi; Ascomycota; Eurotiomycetes; Eurotiales; Aspergillaceae. The coding region runs from base 1 to 1197 and encodes 398 amino acids. Gene Ontology annotation, biological process: proteolysis. The transcript has 3 exons. Gene Ontology annotation, molecular function: aspartic-type endopeptidase activity. The record is from RefSeq and is a predicted model, not a curated record.